AUGAUUCAAAAUCAGCCAAUGGAGGUUAGUUUUAACUAAAAAAUUAUCAAAAUUUUCUGAAAUUCAUAAAUUCAGCGGGCUAAUUCUCAAAAAAAAAAACAAUUUUCUAUUAACAGGUGUUUUUUGAUAUUCAGAAAUCACUUGUUUAAUUUGCCCCUAAUGUUUUUUUCAUAAUUCCAGCCUCAGAUUGAUGCUAACCAAGUGGAAAGAGGUUUCUUCUUAUCCACGAUUUUUGUUAUGGGUUAUCAAUUGAUCGUGUUCACAACAAUCAGCACGGAUUCUUGGAUGAAACUCGGUUUCUUAUUCUUCGAAUGGAUUUCAUUCAAAUGCUUGCUUGCAGAUAAUUUAACGUUCCUCAAACGUUACAGUGUUUUAUAUAUCCUUCUCAUUUUCAAAAGUAUCAUGCUAAUGCACUUGGCACACAAACUUAUUGUUCCAACAUUCGACAUCUUGGCUGUUAAUCAAAACGAGACAAAUAUUGCAAUCGAAGCGUUUUUGGAUGCCCUCUUUCAACAUACUUUCAAAACAAAGUUUGGAUUGGCAAGCUUCUUCGUAGUAAUUCAUACCUUCUGUAAGUUUUUAACAUUUUUUAAUCAAGUAAAUUGAUUAUAUUUUACAGAUCUGUGCUCGCGUGCUGCUUGGUUUGCCCACCUUGCUUCUCGUUGA
Messenger RNA from Caenorhabditis angaria, 666 nucleotides. Lineage: Eukaryota; Metazoa; Nematoda; Chromadorea; Rhabditida; Rhabditidae. The record is from the annotation of a GenBank genome assembly.